Penicillium riverlandense is the source of this 2778-nucleotide messenger RNA. RefSeq names its product putative C6 and C2H2 transcription factor RegA-like. Gene Ontology annotation, molecular function: DNA binding; zinc ion binding; DNA-binding transcription factor activity, RNA polymerase II-specific. NCBI's taxonomy places the organism in Eukaryota, Fungi, Ascomycota, Eurotiomycetes, Eurotiales, Aspergillaceae. The coding region runs from base 1 to 2778 and encodes 925 amino acids. The transcript has 4 exons. Gene Ontology annotation, biological process: regulation of DNA-templated transcription; DNA-templated transcription. The record is from RefSeq and is a predicted model, not a curated record.
AUGCUAAAGGAUUUAUCUGUCAAAGGCGACCAUCCGGACGCGUCACAGUCACCCGCAAAGUCCAAGGAGGGAGGGUAUUUUCAGUGCGGUUUCUGUAAACGUCACUAUAAUCGCGCAGACCAUUUGAUCCGCCACGUACGAUCACACACGCGCGAAAAGCCCUAUGUCUGUGAUGUGUGCGACAAAGGCUUCGCCCGACCAGACCUGUUAAAACGACAUGCCGCUGGCCAUGUGCAUGACCGCGAUCGCAAGCGCAAGCGAAGCUCUUCAAUUACCAAGCAAAGCCGGGUAUCACAGGCCUGUAAGGCGUGUGCCUCCUCGAAGCUGAAAUGCGAUGAGGACAAGCCCUGCCGCCGGUGUCGCGAGCGAAACUUGCAGUGCGAUUGGCAAGACGUCUUGCAGGAUUCGUCCCCGGAGCCACUUCAGCAAAGCCUGCUCGCGGAUGACCAACCGCACAAUCUAGCAACGCCUGUAGCAACAACCUUUUCGCCCAAUUCAACCCCAAUAGAUGAAUUCCCGCCCACAAAUAUACUAGCAACGCCACGCGGAGCCCCGGAGAUGGCCAUUUCUCCGAACCAAAUGCCUCCCGGUGACGAGCAGGUUUCAUUGGAAUAUGAAGGUAGGACCGUCAUGGUUCAGCAACUCAAGAGCAAGGCAGUGUCUCCCAAUGACCACGAGAGUGGGAUUUUCAGUGUCGAUGGCACAUUCUUCCCCAAUUUUAUCCCCGACUCUUUAAUUCCCUCAUUGGCUCGGUAUAAUGAUCCCGAUCCGUCCAGCAUGAUUCCAGAAUAUACUCAGUACGGCGCACUAGACAAUGUGCAGUUUGAUUUUGACCUGAAUGAUGGCGACUUCGGUCUGAUUGAUUUUUAUAAUACACGAAAUCUGCUUCCUGGGUUACAUGAGCAUCUCACAGAACAAAACAAUGUCCAGUUCGAUGCCGACAGUGGUAUCGCAAUGGGUGCCGAGGCCUAUCACCGCUCCUCCCUGUCAGCGUGGAAGCCUAACCACGGGGACUAUGCGUGCAACGACCAUGAGAAUCUGUCUGUCCCCCAGACAAUCGAUAGCCCAGAGGCCAGCGUGAUGUCCGACCGCCAGAUUCUCUGUGAGCGGCUGUCGCCCUACGGCCGUGACCUGAUCUUCGGCAUGGUUCUCGAGACCAGUCGCAAGGCCCACCUGAGACGCAUUAUGCGAUCAUUCCCCAGUACUGACUUGUUGGACGGAUUGAUCCAACAAUAUUUUGAGAUUCAAAAACAUGGAGUGGACUCUUGGGUCCAUGGACCAACUUUCCAGCCGAAUGAGCAAGAUCCCGCCAUCCUUGGUGCGCUGGCGGCCGCUGCGGCCGUUCGCUCUACGGUUCCAACAAUCAGAAAGCUUGGAUAUGCCCUGGUCGAGAUUGUGCGGCUAUAUAUGGCUGGGAGGGUAAUUAUCACUCCCCAAAUAACAGAGAAGAAAGCUUACACCACACAGUAUGAAAGUGACAAUAGUAUCACCCGCGAUCUCCGGAUUUCCCAGGCUUAUUCCUUGACCAUCGACGCCGGUAUCUGGAGUGGUAAUCGACGCAAGACGGAAAUAGCAGAGAGUUUUACGCAGCCAUUAGUAACAAUGCUUCGACGUGCUCUGAGAUUUCGUCGCUCGGUAUAUACUAUGAUUGUGCCUCUUGUUGAGGACACCGGCGAGGCUUUGGAACGCAGGUGGCGAGAAUGGGUUGAGCAAGAAUCCUUCAAGAGACUUGUAUACCAUGUAUUUUUGCAUGAUGCACAGACAGCCAUGGCCCUCAACGUCAAUCCCCUCAUUUCAUAUGCCGACCUGGAACUCCCACUGCCGGCGAAGCGCCAAUUAUGGGAAGCUAAAUCAGCUGCUGAGUGGAAAGGGCUCUAUCUUGAGUCGAUGACUACGGAACGCAUUCCGUCACUCGCCGACUUACUUCGUGACAUGUCUCAGUUAUCUGUCUUCCAAGAUCGCAUUGAUAUCCAAUUCACGGCUUUGGUCCUUCUUCAUGGCAUGUCCGCAAUGAUCAAUGAAUAUCAUCGACUGAGAUUUAUUUCGACUGGAGACUCGAAGCAUUGGCAUGCCCUAGUGACCAAUUCCCGUCAGCAAGAAUUGGACCGAGCGCUUCAACACUUCCGCAUGGUGUGCUCCGAAUUGUGCGUUCAAUCCCGCCCGGAGAUUGUGCUCGUUUGCGAGGUUGUUUCAAUGCUCCUCCAUAUGUCCCUUGAAGAACUACAGCUUUUCGCUGGGAAGGAAGACAAACAAGAAGCACGCCGCGUAUACCAUUCCGCGCUGGAGUGGAUUACAAGCCCAGAUUCUCGGCGAGCUGUCUGGCAUGCAGGUCAGACUAUUCGUGCGGCUCGCGAGAUGGCGCCUGGCUCCCUGACUGGAUUUUUGGCUAUUGGCGUAUAUUAUGCCAGUCUGGCCUUUUGGUCCUAUAGCGUUGUAUCCAAGGCUAAGAAUGUUCAGCUUCUUGGAAGCCCGGCAGCUCACCUCGCUAGUCGUGGACCCACUGUGUUCUUAGAUGGCGAGGAGGUGGCCGACGUAUCUAAAUUUGUCACGUUGGGUUGCGGUCUUCCGGCCCUACAAAGUCCAAGUGGACCGGCUUUUCUGGCAGACCCUGCGACGGUGAUGCAGGUGGUCCAAGACGUGCUCCGGGGACAGAUGCCCAACGAUACAAUUCCACCUCUGGUGCAGAGUCUCGCUCAAUUGAUGGGCGAUUUGGGACACUGUGCCCGUGGGGAGGAUAAUGAUACCGGGACUAAUUCCUCAAAAUCCAUUAUGUACUAG